Molecule: messenger RNA, 2490 nt
Organism: Drosophila rhopaloa
Lineage: Eukaryota; Metazoa; Arthropoda; Insecta; Diptera; Drosophilidae
Gene: Fbw5
Product: F-box/WD repeat-containing protein 5
Exons: 3
Coding region: 387-2357 (656 amino acids)
Biological process (GO): protein ubiquitination
Cellular component (GO): SCF ubiquitin ligase complex; Cul4-RING E3 ubiquitin ligase complex
Molecular function (GO): protein binding
Source: RefSeq, a predicted model, not a curated record
AAAACUCAUAAUAUUCAGAAAAUAAUAAUUUGGAAUUAAUAAAAGUGUAAUUGCAAAAACCUGUUACAGAAAAAAAAAACGUACUUUUUUUCUAUUUUAAUAUUUGUAAACAAUACUGAAAUAUUAAACGAUUGAGAACCUGUGAAUUUGCGUGAUAUCUUGUUUUUCGAUAUAAUUUAGUUUAUAUCGAUACUAAAUGAAGUGAGAGUGGUCGUUCGAUGUUCUUGCAACAGCUGUUAUAACAAAACGAUAACAAUAACAAUAAGGGAGAAAGUUAUCUUUGAUUUCGAAGCCGCAGAAACAGAGCGAUCUGAACCAGCUUUACACAGCGCACUUACAUCGUAAUAAAAGCUUAGGAACAAUUUGCCACGGCAUUCGGCAACCCAAUGGAAGUGACCUUCAAAAAGGCCCGACUGGUGAAAGACAGAAAUGCAGCGAAAGUGGAGGACGAGGAAAGCGACGAUGGCUCCAUCGGACCCGACUCCUUCGGGUGGUGGGCCCUGCCAGAGCCAGCGUUACUUAUGAUCUUCGAGCAGCUGAGUGUGAUAGAUCUGCUGAAGGUCAGUCGCUGCUGUCGGAGGUGGCACAGCAUUGCCAAGGACGACCUACUGUGGCGCCACAAGUUUCAGGAGCACUUUAGGGCCUCUCCGAGCAUUCCGCUUAAGCCGGGAGCCGAGAGCUGGCGAUCGGAGUACAAGCGCCUGUCCAUGCACAUACCCUUCGUCCAAGCGCAGCGACUAGAGCCUACUGUGGAGAACAACCAUGGCCACACACAUCAGGUGCUGCAUGUGAGUUUCGCCCACAACGGCGAAAUGUUUGCCACCUGCUCCAAAGACGGCUAUGUAAUAAUAUGGAACGCCAAGCACCCGUGUUCGGAGAAGUAUGCUCACAACAUGAAGCAGUUCAGCUGGAAGUACUCCCAGUACUCGCAGUUCAAUCAGAGCGAUACCUUGCUCCUCGUCUCCGGUGUCCACUUUGGAUCACCACAGUCCACUUCCGGGGAGAUUGCGGUAUUUUAUCUGGGGGCAACCGAGUCACACUUGCGCUGCCGGGUGGUCAACCGCCCUUAUGAUAUCUUUGGCACUUGGUUCAGUGACCAGUAUCUGAUCUCAGGCGACUUGCACUGGCUGGCUCAUCUAGUGAGCACUUCUGUCCUGUGGCUGAACAAGGCCAACCAGGAGAUCGACUCCGAGCAUGUACCGAUCAUGAGCCAGCUAUACAAGUUCUACAACCGCAACGCCAGUUCGGUACGAGCCAUAAUGGUGGCCAGGUGCCCGUGGCUGGACGAGAACAACGAUCCGCUCGUCAGGCUUGCCGAACAGGAGAGUGAAAGUGCUACGCUCUCCCCACACAAUAGCGAACAGGGCUCUAACUCGCAGGCCAGUGGCAAUCCUCUGUCCCAUGCGGCCAGCCUUCGACGCACAAGGAGCGCCACUCCCGAAGAAAACUUCUUGCCGGACAUCAGCGAGCGGCGUUCCAGAACACGACCCGGAGAUGCCACCAUUCACUAUUUGGAGGAAUACAGGAAAGCAGUGGCCUCCGCUAACGAACCGAGUGAAGACGACGAGGAGGAAUUGAACGCCAUGGAUAUACAAGAGGAAUACGACGAAAUGGAAAACAGCAUGCCAAAAUAUCUAAUUUUUUCAACGGGUUCCAAGACGUUUACACCCCACCAAAUCGGUUUCAAGCGCAUACGAAACGUAUACUUUCCGAAAAAGCUGGAUCCUGGCCCAACUCUGAAGGAAAGAAUAGCUGCGAAACGGGCCGCAGAGCAACAACAGCAGCAGACUCCGCGCACCGAUCCCGAUUGGUGGGACUAUGAGUCAGUCAAGGAUAGGUUCGAUAAGGUGGACAAGGUGAUAGAUCUGCACGGUCACAUCAUUGGCAUGGCCCUUAGCCCUGACCACCGCUACUUGUACGUCAAUACGCGUCCCUGGCCGAAAAACUACGUGAUCACCAAUCCUCUAGAGCCGCCACCCAUCGCCCAAGAGAUCGACAUCCACGUAAUCGACCUCAUGACCCUCAAACGUGUGGGCAACAUGCUGCGGGCUCACAAGGCCUACACGCCUAGCACGGAGUGUUUCUUUAUCUUCCUGGACGUCUGCGAGGAGUACGUCGCCAGUGGGGCGGAAGAUCAGCACGCUUACCUUUGGGACCGAUACUAUGGCAUCAGCCUAGCCAAGUUUAAACACUCAGACGUGGUUAACAGUGUGGCUUUUAAUCCCCACGAUUCGGAGAUGCUAGUAACCACCAGCGACGAUUACACGAUCAAGGUCUGGCGUUCACGGGCAAAGGCAAAGGAGUUUAAAAUUCCCCAUAAUGUGAGCGAAUCUUUUGAGCUGAAGCCGAAGAAGUGAAUCUCGCAUCCGGCUCAAAAUUCCCAAGUGGUUCUUACUGCCCGAAAAUAUCGUCUUUGUUUGUAAAUCUAAGUGCUUGCUGCUAGUUGGUUCCGUGCUGUUAACGUUUAUAAUUAUACAUAUUUAAAUUGGA